UGUAUACUGCUGCCACACUGGGUGACGCUGAAGGGAAAGCCAUUCACAGACCGAAACAGGCAAUGCAAUCGAUUAUCGAGUCGCCGAGGUUGGCUAGCCGCGGGGAAUGCUGGGCUGACACAACAGCUUCAUAACAAACCUGUUCAGAGGUUCGCUGAAAAUCUAACAAGUGACAAAUUAGUUGACUCGGGCAAGUCUUUAACCAAGGGAUCUUAUGGCUGAGAGUGAGAAUAUCUUUCUCAGGGCAAAACAUCGGACAUUCAGCGGACUGACUGAGGAUGCAGAGUGUAAGUGGACAGGACCAUUUUGCUUCAUCCAGGCUGCAGACCCCCAGCUUGGGCUGAUGAAGGCCUGGAGGGACGGGGACUGCGACAGUGGAGGGGAUGAAUGGGCCGAAGAGGUUGAGCUCACUAAGCAGGCCGUGGAGGCUGUUAACCAGCUCACGCCCAGGCCCAGGUUUAUGGUGCUAUGUGGAGACUUAGUCCAUGCAAUGCCAGACACGCCAUUCAGAGAAGAUCAGGAGCGAGACUUAAAGGCAGCCUUGAAGGGGACGGAUCCCUCCAUUCCACUGCUAUUUGUCAGUGGGAACCAUGACCUGGGCAACACCCCUACCGCCAAUACAGUGGAGCAGUACUGCAGUUCAUGGGGGGAUGACUACUUCAGCUUCUGGGUGGGUGGAGUCUUCUUCCUGGUUCUGAACUCUCAGCUCUUCUUUGACGCCUCAGCCUGUCCUGAGCUGAAGGAGGCCCAGGAGACGUGGCUGGAGGAGCAGCUGAGCAGGGCCUGCUCUUCAACUGAACCCAAACCCAAACACGUACUGGUGUUCCAGCACAUUCCUCUGUACCUAAAGAGCCCUGAUGAGGAGGACAACUACUUCAACCUGCAGAGGGGAGUCAGACAAAAUCUGAUGGACAGGUUUAAGAAGGCAGGGGUGAAGGCGGUCUUCUCUGGUCAUUACCACCGAAACGCCGGCCUGGACAUGGUUGUAAGCUCGGCCAUCGGUUGCCAGCUCGGCGAAGACACCCAUGGAGUCAGGUUGGUGGUGGUAACUGCUGACGAUGUCAUCCAUCGCUACCACAACCUGGAACAGCUGAGAGUGCGAGGCAUGGACGAGGACCUCAGGAAGCUCCUGCAGGCCUGAGGGAUGGUGAUGGGGGGAUAAACAGAAAAGUCUGGCUUAUCAGCAAAAACAAGUUGGUAAACCACCUUGUUUGGGUUUCACAGUACUGAGGAACACAACAAGGUUUCUGGAUAUCGGCGCAUGAGCCAACUCAUGUGCCAGCAGUUAAGAAUGUGAAUUAUUAAAACUGAUCAAUUGUGUACUCAUUGAAGUGGAGAAAAUGUAUAAGACCUGAAAUAAGAGAAACUCAGUGAAUUUAAACCCAUAAAGACAAGACCACAUGCUAAGCAAUCAUUAUAAAGUAUAAAGAAUGUUUAGAUACAAUUAAAUUGAACAACCUCUCUCUACUGAAUGUUAAAUUGGAUUAUCUGUUGGCAGAAUGGGUGUUAUUACCUCUGCUCUUGCUGUUGUAGUGGUUCCUUUAUGGAGAAGCACCACUUUUCCACACAGUCCUCCUAUAUCUGAAGUAGCAUUGCAUCCUCUGACACUCAUGUCUGCAGUGUAAAAUGUUGAAGGUUCAAGACAGUAUGCUAUGUUGUCAGACAUUUCCAUCAUUAAAGGAAGAUUGGACCAUAAAUUAUUGACAUUUCCAUCAGAACAGCUACUGGAGGUGUGGACAUGGAGGCGUGAGAGUGUAACAGGUGAAGUUUUACAUUAGUGAUCCUCAGUAUCCAGCUGUCGUAGCUGUUUGCUGAAGUCUAAUGCCUGGGUGGCAUCCUAUGCAAGCUAAUCACAUCACCAUAUUGUGUGUGGUUUUGUUUAUUUUUAACUUUGUACAUUGUUUGACUGAGUUGGCAGAUGCAGAGCUGACUGCUGACCUCUGAUCAGCCCCUUACACCCUUGCAGGAAAAACACACACUGUUCAGAGUAAAACUGAGAUAUUUUCUUUAUUGUCCAGCCUGUGUGCUCUUUUACAUAUGCUGACCUAAGGACUGCUCUUAAUCCAUAUUAAUUAUAACAAAAAGGUUUCUUGUUUUCUUAAAGUAAUCCUUAAGAGCAUGGCAACAUGGUGGCAAAGGCAGAAUGUAAACUCACUGACUGGCUUUUCCAGAAAAAUGUGAGCAGAAAUAUUGUAGUAUCAAAAAUGGGGCUUAAUUUAAUGAGAAUCUCAAGAAUCAUACCUUUUAAUGUUUUUUUUUUUCUCAUUUGUUGGGCAAUACAGUAAAGUGGAGUUUAUAUGUUCCCAACUAAUCAAUAAGUUUGAGUUGUUCUCCAGCAGAAAGUUUCUAAUGUACAGUAAAUGUGAUCAAAUCAAGUUACUCCAUUACCAGUAAAUUACUCUGUAGCACCAGUGUUGCAAUAUCUAUUUAGUUUCAUGUCACUUUGUUUAUGAAAGCAUAAAUUGGGUUUCAUUUCCCUGUGAUGUUUUUAUAAGGACAGUAUUUAAUCAUCGGGUCAUGGUUUCAGUCAGAAUUUACAAGGCCACACUUUACAUUUAAAUGACAACUAAUCAGCUUCAUCUGCACAUGUGCAGGAUCCUUGCAGUGAACUCUGCACAAACAGAAGUGUGAGUGUGUGACUGUGUUGUUAAGUGUCUGGACUGGUGUCAAACUGAUAAAACAUAGUGAUACUGAUGUGAUCCAAUUAAUGGUGGGAGGAGCACAGUAGUUCCUGACUGUUCAGUCCGGGCUAAAACAGCCUGACCGUGUUAGGAGUUACCUUGCAGGCUUAUUGAGAGCUCACAGUCCUGAGAUUGUCUUUAUCUGCAACAAAAUGACUUUCUCUGUGAGCCCUAAAUGAUUCUACUCAAUUACACUUUCCACACACACACACACACACAGACUCUCUCAGCAACCCUGACCGACUGGGAAUGUAAGAGAGUUGUCAUGGCAACCUUUUAACACAUCUGUGUGUCUCGGAGAGAGACUGUGAGCGAGAGAGAAAGUGUACAUACUCCCUGUCUGUGUGUGUCUGCCUGUGGUCUGGUGGUUACAGUAGGUGAUUUUCCAUCAGCGACACGAUCGCUGACCUCAUUUCACACUGAUGGAUUCUGUCUCUUUUCCAAAAAGUCAGCAUGCGAUGGAGGGAGGAGCGGGCGUUUGGGAGGAAUGGAUAAUGAGUAUGAUGUGUGAAAGACAACUCAGCCCAUCUCCUUCAUUUCCUGUCUGAGAAGGAGCCUUAUGUCCUUAUCUAUUUUUAUAUAUCCUAAUGGUAGCCAAAAUCAAUCACAUUAUGCUUUGUUGUGUGUGUGUAAAUUUGUUUUACAGCACAUUUAUUCAAUGAAUUUGCGGGAACAUCAAACACUUUGACUUGUGCCUCUGUUGAAUUGUAAUGAAUGACCAUACUGAGCACCAUAACUGUAAUAUGACUGGCUAUUUUUAUAAUAAAU
This is a messenger RNA of Monopterus albus (swamp eel), 3449 nucleotides long. RefSeq names its product calcineurin-like phosphoesterase domain containing 1 (gene cpped1). Gene Ontology annotation, molecular function: hydrolase activity. Lineage: Eukaryota; Metazoa; Chordata; Actinopteri; Synbranchiformes; Synbranchidae. The record is from RefSeq and is a predicted model, not a curated record.